CCGAAUUUUACCGGAAACUGCCGAAUUUUACCGGAAACUCCCGAAAGGGGGGCUCCGGAAAGAGCCGAAGGUUGGCGGGAAGAGCCGAAGCCCCCGCCAUGGAGGUCGCGGGGUUCCCGCUGCUCCUCGGGCUCCUCCAGGUUUUGGGGGCCCAGGGGGGUUGUGUGGAGGUGGCUUCGGGCACCGAGGCCGUGCUGGGGGCCCCGUUCCGGCUCCUCUGCAUCGCCUGCAAACGGCGCAGCGAGACCCCUGCUGAGGCUGAGAGCGAGUGGUUCUUCCGCCCUGAGGGGGCCCCCACCUUCCAGAAGAUCCUGCACUACAACCCCGAGGAGGAGCAGCCCUGGGUGGCCCCGGGCCCUUUCCUGGGGGUGCUGAGCUGGAACGGCUCGAAGGGCACGCGGGACCUGCAGGACCUGUCGGUGGCGCUGAGCGAGGUCGGCCACGCCCACGCCGGGCUCUACGUGUGCCGCCUGCGCCGCAACCUCACCUUCGAGGGCUACACCUACAGCCUGGCCCGCAACCAGACCCUGCGCCUCGCCGUCGUCGACAAGGCCCGUCGUGACCUGGCGUCGAUCGUGUCGGAGAUCCUGAUGUCCCGUGCUGAUUGUGGGCGGGGUUUUUCCUCACGGGUGGGCGUGGCUUAGGAUGAAUGGGCGUGGCUUCUGAACCAGUGGGCGUGGCCUGAGCUCUUUCAUCACCUCCCAAUUCCUCUUCCUUCAGUUUUUAUAUGGGCGUGUCUUAUACUGAGUAGGCGUGGCUUAAACUGACUGGGCGUGGCUUAAACUAAGUGGGCAUGGCUUCUGAUGA
Molecule: messenger RNA, 807 nt
Organism: Myiozetetes cayanensis
Lineage: Eukaryota; Metazoa; Chordata; Aves; Passeriformes; Tyrannidae
Product: sodium channel subunit beta-1-like
Exons: 4
Coding region: 99-644 (181 amino acids)
Biological process (GO): sodium ion transport; regulation of heart rate by cardiac conduction; cardiac muscle cell action potential involved in contraction
Cellular component (GO): voltage-gated sodium channel complex
Molecular function (GO): sodium channel regulator activity
Source: RefSeq, a predicted model, not a curated record